CCCGCAUGGUGGAAGGUUCACGAUGAGUGUACCGGCUUUUAUCGAUAUUGCCGAGGCUGACCAGACAACUGAGCUUAGACAGUAUUUGAAGUCAUUUGGAGCUGAAAUUUCUGAAGAAAAUUCUGAUGGUGGUUUGUUGAAUGAUCUGCGCCAAAUUAUAGAAGCAUGUGAAGUGUGCUUAAAAGAGGCAAAUAAUGAAGCAGAGUUGGAGAGUGUCCUAAACAGUAUCAUGUCACUGAUCUUAUUAAUCCCAGUAGACAAAUCAGAAGGACUUGUUCUGGCACUUUGUGAAAAAUUGGUCAAAUAUCCAGCUGGGGACAAACAUGCAGGAGCAAGGAUACGAGUACUGUCCAAUUUAUUCCAUGGUCUUGGUGAGAGGUCUAACUACAGGUAUCAUGUAUAUACCAGCAUGAUCAAACUGGCCACUGCCUGUGAUCUGCUGAGUGCUAUACCUACUGAUUUGGACCAGAUCAAAGAAUGGGUGGCCCAAUGGGACAUUCCCACACAGAAAGUCCAGAACAUUCUCAGACUCCUCUAUGAGGCAUUUGUAGCAGCAAAACAGAGUGAACAAGCCACAAAGACUAUGAUAGAACUGCUGGGGACGUAUACAAAAGAAAAUGCAUCUCAGGCCAGGGAUGAUGCUCAGAAGUGCAUAGUAACCUGUCUAGCAGACCCUGGUACAUAUUUGUUGGAUCAUUUUUUGACACUCAAGCCAGUUAAAUUCCUGGAAGGGGAACCUAUUCACAAUCUUUUGACCAUAUUUGUAUCAGGCAAACUAUCACAUUACCUCGACUUCUACCAGAAACACAAGGAUUUUGUGAAUUCACUUGGUUUAUCACAUGAAGAAAAUCUACUCAAGAUGAGAAUUCUGACAUUCAUGCAGAUGGCAGAGGGAAAGAAAGAGAUUGAUCUUGAUACUAUCCAGCAAGAGAUGCAGAUUGGGGAGGAGGAGGUUGAGCCUUUCAUUAUAGAUGUUGUACGAACCAAGGCUGUCCGCGUCAAGAUUGACCAAAUCCAAAGAAAAGUUUUGAUCAGCACAACAACCCAUCGUACAUUUGGCAAACAGCAAUGGCAACAGCUGAGAGAAGAGCUUGAGUACUGGCAGAGCAGCAUCAGCCGUGUUCGAAACAGUUUGCAUUCACUGAGCACAUUAGCUUCACAGCAGGCCCAGCAGCCAUCUCAACAGGCUUAGUAAAACUUUGGGAAAUUUCUGACAUUUCUUUAGCGUGUUCAUAGUACAUGAAAGAAUAUUGGGUAGAGAAUAUCUAUUUAUUGAUGGAAGGGUUAGAAAAAUGAAAGUCGUUUGUCAUAUCUUGGGAAGAACAGCUUGCCUCUUACGUGCUUCCUUGAGACGGUUGUACUGUGAGAAUUGAUUGGAUUUUUACUAUAACUAUAUGUAAUACAGUUGCUACAGACUACAUACUUGUGUAGCCAGGCAGGUAAAUAUUACCAUGGAUUCAAGAUAUGAAAUUGAAAGAAAGAACAUUGUCAUAUUUAUCAAACCAUGCAAGGAACUUAAAUGAUUUUGGUAAAUAAAUAAGAUUACACAUAUGA
This is a messenger RNA of Lingula anatina, 1554 nucleotides long. RefSeq names its product eukaryotic translation initiation factor 3 subunit M. Gene Ontology annotation, biological process: cytoplasmic translational initiation. Lineage: Eukaryota; Metazoa; Brachiopoda; Lingulata; Lingulida; Lingulidae. The record is from RefSeq and is a predicted model, not a curated record. Gene Ontology annotation, molecular function: translation initiation factor activity. Gene Ontology annotation, cellular component: eukaryotic translation initiation factor 3 complex; cytoplasm.